This is a messenger RNA of Ornithodoros turicata, 2785 nucleotides long. RefSeq lists its product as uncharacterized. The transcript is spliced from 2 exons. Gene Ontology annotation, molecular function: metalloendopeptidase activity. Lineage: Eukaryota; Metazoa; Arthropoda; Arachnida; Ixodida; Argasidae. Bases 32 to 2425 code for a protein of 797 amino acids. Gene Ontology annotation, cellular component: plasma membrane. Gene Ontology annotation, biological process: protein processing. The record is from RefSeq and is a predicted model, not a curated record.
CUCAUUUAGUGAUCGCUGUUCGCAUCGGAGCAUGAAGGGCAGGAAGAAGCCCAGGACAUCCAUAGGGCAUGCUGAAGAAACCAAGGCAACGGAAGAAGAGGAUGCCGUCGAGGAUCACCAUGCGACAACCACGAACCAGUCCCCGCAGGAGCCUGCCUCGAAGAAGCAUGAAAGGAAACGCGUGGGAUCUGAUGACGUGGGAACCACGAAAGAUAUAUCCAGGAAGACACAAAAGGAGAAACGAACGAGUGCCGAGGACAGGCAUCGCAAAAGAGGAAGUCACGCAGAAGAUACCACUCGCAGAACAUCGGGAACCAUCACGGGAGCAGGCGGCAGUCGGAAGGUGAAAGACGAGACACACAAAGCCGCUGCAGCAAGUCAUAAGCAGCCCAAAGUGCUUCAAGCAACCAGUGGGGCUUCAAGUGUUGGAACACGGAUGCUAUACCAGAUAAAGAACAGGUCCUUGAUGUCCAGCAUCACCGGAUUCGCCAGCAUCUUCAUGUUCACCGUUCUUGCCACGGUGUUCCUCACGAUUCACUUCCGCACGCGGCGCAGUGUCGUACCUGGAGAAUGCUCGACAGUCGAGUGCGAACAGCUCUUGGAAAAUAUCACUAGGUUCCUAGAUAAGAACAUCGACCCAUGCAAAGACUUCUACGGCUACGUAUGCAGCAGAUGGAAGGAUCUGAGCGCAACGGUGACAUUCGCCGACGAAACCGAAUCGGCGUACUACGCGAAAAUCCACAACAGUAUACUGUCUGAGACUCCCAGAGCUGGUGAUCGCUUCGGGAAGCACAUCCUCGUUGGCCUCUACCAUGCGUGCUACGUUUCUAUAACCCGCGGUACCAUAUCGCUGCAGGAUGUUUUGAACGAAAGCAGCAAGUACCUCAAUAUUUCUUCCGUCCUUUCGGCGACGGAUUUCUCGUCUCUAGUUCAACAAAUCUCCCGGAUUUCUUUGACAUUGGGCGUCCAUUCUACAUUCUGCUUUGGAUAUCGACGUGUCGACCUUGCUGUCUACUUCCAUGUCCAAGUGCAAAAGUCCCUUUUAUAUAAAAUAGCGUUUGCCGGCAACGGAAGAAUCCAAUCGAGCAAUCCCUUAACCGAAAGAUACGUAAGGGAGGUUACGAGGUCCUUGAAUAUGUAUACGGAAGUCAAUCAAGUGUUGCAGUUAGACAGCUUUAUAUACGAGGUCACCGAUCCAGAAGCUACAACUGCAUGGGUAAACUUCUCCGACGUUAAUAAAUUGCUACAAGGGCCUUCAGUAGACGUUUUGGUGAAACUCAUAAACAAUAUCGUGCCGUCGAAUCGAGCUGUGCGUCCCAGCGAUAAGGUCCGCGUUACUGGCUAUGAGAUGCUGCAAAGAGUCCAGGAAGCACUCAAAAAUGCUUCAAUGAAAUUGAGCGCCGUUUACGUUAGUCUGCAUCUCUUGAUGGACACUACAAUAGAAUACUUUAUGCGAAGUACUAGCCCUAUAUUAGUUACUGCAAGACGCACCUGCGCGCGUAUCGCUCACAAGGCCCUCGGCUACAACUGGCGAUUCCUUGUGUCUGCUAUGGCUGAAUUGCACCGCGAUGCAUCAUCCCUCAAAAUUAUGGGCCGUGCCACCAAAUCUUUCUUGCUGGACCAUACCUCCUGGAUGGACGCAAGUACUCGGAAGGAAAUGAAGGCUUCUUUACAAGGCCUCGAUUUCUUCACCUACGACCCCGAAGAUUUAAUGCCAACGGGCACUGACUACUCCGAUUUCCAGGUUCCUAACGGGUCGUACGCGCAGAUCUACUUUGCAGUGAGGAAAUUCAUCGGCUCCAGCGAAAUCCUGAGCAAAGCAGCCGAUUCAAUUUCACGAUGGCACGACCGCAUAGGGGUGGCCCGUUUUACCGAUGUCCUUCGCAGGAUCAUGGUACCACCCGUCUACCAAUUCCCGCCCAUGUAUUACACGGGUGCAGACGUACCGCCAUACAUCAACUACGCCACAAUAGGCGUUCUCAUGGCGAUCGAGAUGAUUCGAUCGUUUGACGCAAGCAAGAUCCAGUGGUCGUCGAAAGGAAUGCAAAAGCUGCGUGACACACGUUUGUGUUUGAAAAACAUAAGGAACACACUUGGCCUCAAAGAAUCUACGGAGUUUGACGGAGAAGAAAUAUUCGCGUGGGCGUACGGGCUCAGGGUAACUUACGAGACACUCAAGGCCACGGUGAAACGACGAGGGGAGAAAUUUUACAAGGACAGCUGGCCAACGGAGGAGUACUAUUUUCUCAUUCGCUUUUGCAUGCUAUCCUGCGUGGGCCAUUUAGAACACUCGGACAGCGAGCGGCAACGCUGCAUGGUUCCGGUGCUGAGUAACCCGGGCUUUUGGAGUCAGUUCAAGUGUAAGGAAGAACGAAUCCUGCCACCGUGUCUGAAAUCUUCUAUUUUUGAAAUGCUGGAGGACUGACGGUUUUCUAAAGUAUCGUACAAUAGCUAAAAACACGUGUCUGGUCAUUGUUUUCUGCGAAAGAUAACGACGCUGCUGAAUCGUCCGCGAACAUCAUAGAUUCACACGUUCUAUCCAAGGCGUUUCAUUUAAGUUAACGGCGCAUGGCACUCGAACGAGACCGUUUGCAUAAUGUCAUAAUGUCGUGCAAAGAUAGUUGGUGUAGUUUUGUUUUUGUUUCCUAAUUCGGUACCCUUUAAUUGAAACUAAUGCUGUAACUUUAAAUUUUUAGGAUUAGAGUAAAAGUGUCCAAUGCGAUGCGCCAUCUUUUUUCUUACCAAUUUUUUUAAAGGUGGGGCUCAACCUAAAUGAAAAACCCUG